GCUCCACCACACCAGUUAGUUAAGUCAAAAGAAAAGUUCCUUUUGAUCAAGUGUUUACAGUGUGUUAGUAACGUCAAAUAUACUUUUAUUUAAUGCUGCUGAUGUGUUAAGGUGUGAUGAUGUAGAGUAAUAUUAAAUACAAGACUUGAUUUGCACACUAGAAAACGUAAGAGACUCACGUGUUAAGCGGAUGGUAUUUAGAACUGGGGAGUAGACACCAUGACUAUUGCUACGAGAGGACAGGGGAUCGCUGUGGACCCGCCUCCUGAUGGCCAGAAUAAUGUACAGCCGGGUACAUUGGGAGUGGGAGUGGGAGUGGGGGUGGGGGUGGGGGUUGGUGUUGAAGGAGAAGGAGUAGAAGGAGAGGCACCACCUUCUGAAGAUAAGAAGGAGCCAUGCACAGAGCCGUACUGCUCGUGUCAAGAGCCAGACUUCCCUCAUGCAAAGUUGGCGAUGCUAGAUGAGAAGAUCAGCAGUCCUCGGUGGGUGGUGCCUGUACUGCCUGAGCAAGAACUGGAGGUCCUCAUGCAAGCCGCUAUCAAUCUGUGCAGAACUGGACAAGAUGUCCGUAGUGAAGCGUGUCAAAGGUUUUUCCGUGAAGGGCUGACCGUUUCAUUCACCAAGAUCCUGACAGACGACGCAGUCAACAGCUGGAAGCAUAACAUCCAGCUGUGUAUACUGCAGAACUGUGAGAGGCUUGUGGAACUGUGUGUCAUUAAACUUAGCCAAGACUGGUUCCCACUGCUGGAACUACUAGCCAUGGUCUUUAACCCAAAUAACAAGUUCCACUCGUUCAAUGCUUCUCGAACGUCAGAGUCAGUUCCGCCCAACUCCACUGUGCCAGAUGAGGACAUCUACGCUAGACCUCCACCCGACUCCCGCACUCCCCGCGGGUGGCUGGUCGACCUCAUAAAUAAAUUCGGCAACCUGGGAGGUUUCCAAAUUCUGCUGGAAAGGUUCCAGUCCGGCAAGAAUCUGACAGUUCCUGUGAUCUACGCGUUGAUACGUCCCUUCGGCCUGUGUCAUGAACUGCUCACCGUGCACACAAUCAUCAAGUACCUCAUGCCGAUAGUGGAAAUGGUGCCGGAUAUUUUGGAUAAUUUAACAGAUGAUGAAAUUAAAAAGGAGGCAAAAAAUGAAUCGAAAAAUGAUGCAAUAUCAGCUAUUAUAAAAGCAGCAAAAGCAUUAGCGUCACGAGUUCCAGAUCAAGAGGAAACAAUAAAAAAUUUGGAGAUUUUUAGAUUAAAAAUGAUUUUAAGAUUAUUACAAAUAUCAUCAUUUAAUGGUAAAAUGAAUGCUUUAAAUGAGGUAAACAAAGUAAUAGCCAGUGUUACGUAUUAUCCUCAUAGACAUUCUGGCAUAGAACAAGAGGAAGAGUGGCUAACACCAGAAAGAAUGGCAAAAUGGAUCAAAGAUAAUAAUGUGUUAGAAAUAGUGCUUCGAGAUUCCCUACAUCAGCCGCAGUAUGUAGAAAAAUUAGAAAAAAUAUUGAGGUUUAUAAUAAAAGAGCGGACUUUAUCGUUAGAAGACUUGGAUGCAGUUUGGGCAGCUCAGUGCGGAAAACAUGAAGCAAUCGUCAAGAAUGUUCAUGACCUGUUGGCCAAACUUGCCUGGGACUUUUCACCUGAACAACUGGACCAUCUCUUUGAGUGUUUUCAGGCAAGUUGGACUAAUGCAAAUAAAAAACAGCGGGAGAAGCUUUUGGAGCUGAUCCGUAGGCUGGCUGAAGAUGACAAAGAUGGUGUCAUGGCACAUAAGGUGUUAACGCUGUUUUGGAACUUGGCACACUCUGAAGAUGUGAUGACGGACCACAUGGACCAGGCACUGGCAGCUCAUAUUAAGAUCCUUGACUACAGCUGUUCCCAGGAACGAGAUGCCCAGAAGACAGAAUGGUUGAACAGAUGUGUAGAAGAGUUGAAGACAUCAGAGACGUGGGUGCUGCCUGCGCUGAAGCAAAUACGGGAGAUAUUCUGUCUGUAUGAGCCAAACCCCACAGUGAACCAUGGCCAGAGGACACACCAAGUCUUCUACAGACAAGAAGUGAUAGAUCGCUUGCAAAACCAACAUGGCCUUGUAGUUUUAGUGACCACUAGUCUUACAUGUUACAUGGACAAAGUCAGACAAUUAGUUAAGGAUAAGCCUGAUUUGGAUCCUAAUGCUUACUUCCCAGAUAAAAGAUACAACCAUGUUGCACAGGUCCAAGAAAGGCUGAAUUUCUUAAGGUUUUUGCUCAAAGAAGGUAUAAAACAACAUGACAUGUUGUGUCAGGAGGGGCAACUGUGGCUGUGCAAGGACCAGGCUCGUCAGAUCUGGCAGUGUCUCGCCGAGGACGCAGUCUUCAUGUCCGACCGUGAAGCCUGCUUCAAGUGGUUCUCUAAACUAAUGGGAGAGGAACCCGACCUGGACCCGGCAAUCAACAAGGAGUUUUUUGAGAACAACGUCCUACAACUGGACCCCACGCUGUUGACUGAAAGUGGAAUGAAGUGCUUUGAAAGGUUUUUCAAGGCUGUGAAUUCAAAAGAAGGUAAACUGAAAAUGAAAAGAAGAGCUUUUAUGAUGGAUGAUGUUGAUCUUGUUGGCAUGGAGUAUAUUUGGAGGGUAGUGACCAACACAAGUGAUGAGAUAGCCAGCCGAGCCAUAGAGCUGCUGAAGGAGGUGAGCACCAAUCUGGGGCCGAAGCUACAACAGAACUGUGUACUGUUCCAUGAGAACUACAUCUCCGAGUGUCUGGACCGUCUCAACGCUCACUACAGCACGGUGCGCAUGUUGCACUCACAGGCCAACAAUGUCCAGCAUUCUCCUCACAGUUGUUGCCGGCAAUACCAACAAAAGUCCAUCACCAUGUGUCGGGUCAUGAAGGUCCUCCAGGAGUACAUCAGUGAGUGUGACGGCGAGUUCUCAGGAGAGAGAAAAUUGCUACCUUUACAUAGGGCCUGCCGAGGUAAGCAUCUGGGUCUGGUGGUGAGGUUCACCACGCCAGGCCGCCAGGGAGGGGAUGAUGUGGAUGUUCACACUCACAGCAACGACACUGUGGGCUCAGUCAGACGACAGGUGCUCAGGCGCAUCAAGGCAGCAGGGUCGAAUGUGAAGCUGGACCUGUACAACAAUGGAGACCUACUGGAUCCAGGGGACGACCGCCGUCUGCUCUCACAACUGCCAAUCAGAGACAAGACGGUGUUGUCAGCCAAGCUGAGUCAAGCCAAUGCCAACAUGGCCAGUUCUCCUGACAGCAGUUCUGACAGUUCCACCAGUUCUCCUCAACACCCGUAUGACGGUCCCAACUUGGAGGCCGAGAACACACUGCCUGGAGUGUUGAUGUCGCAGAGAGGACAUGCUCAGUUCUUCUUCGCGGUGGCAGACCUGGGCUGUGAGCUGCAUGACGAGAGUUUGCGUGACGCCGCUCGUGCAAUCCUCAAGCUGAUCCCUCCGGACAGUGACACUGUGGCCAGACUACAGCUGUUGUUUGGUGACUCCACUGUCACUGUGGAGGAUCCCCAGCCUACAGUGGAUAACAUGUUCUUCUGUGACAGUCCAUCCCGGGUGCUGUACAACCUCGAGGUUAUGUAUGCCCUGUUGAUGCCAGCUGCUGACCCUUUAUCAGAGAAGGCGUUCGAGUUUCAAAUGAACUUCCUCCGCAGUCCAGAUGCUCAUGUUAUAUUAGAAAUGCUAACAAAGAAUAAUUUCCUGCCUAAUGCCGACGUUGCUACUAAAAGGUCGGCGUACCUAACAGUGAUGAGGAUCUGCAAGCUGCUCUUGGCGACACUCGGUCAUGUGACGUUCCGUUGUCUAGAGGACCAGUGCAGCAGCAGUGACAGGCUCAAACACGCGCUGGCCUCUGUGCCGAACAACAACACGGAGUACAUGCUGCGCAAUGUAGCAUGCCAGCUGGCCGACAACUACGCUGCACAGGUGACGUCAGGUCAGCUAGGAGACUGUCCACUGGUAGCGGCCGCAGUGGCAGGGGAGAUACCUGGGCCAGACACGAUCCGUGCAGUGAUACGACUGGCGUGGGCGUCCUGCGCUGGUAACCUUCAUCUCAUGGACCACGUGCUCAUGAACCUCAGGAUCGGCGACACGCAACUGUGUCAGGACGACGUCCUAUUAUGUAAAGAAGCGUUAGAAGUAUUAACAGUGGCUCUAGUCCUUAGUCCUAAUACCCUCGAUGCCUUGAGCAAGGAGAAGAUGUGUGAGAAGUUUAUCAUAGAUCUAGUCCUGCGUUGUAGUAAUAGGUCCAUUAGAGUAGCGGCUGCGGAGCAGUUUCUCAUAAUGUCCAGUCUAGGCUCUGCGCAGCAGUUCCUGCAGCUGUGUAUUGCUUUGUUGUUCAACGUGCUGCACACACAGGUCAUCGAGUAUGCUCACAACUCACACGAGUAUUUUCAGCUGCUGUGUCAACUGUUGAAUUUUGCUUAUUUGUACCAAUGCAAUGUCAACAUCGCAGAACAGUUACUGGCCGCCGAAAUAGUCUGGCUUAAGAAGAUAAAGGAGACAGUGAGGGAGACUGGGGAGACAGGUGUAGAGGAGGCAGUGUUGGAAGGACAUCUGGGCAUUGCCAAGGAACUGCUCAACUUUCUGCCUCCAGACAAGAAGUACCAGCUGGGCUCUGACGAGAAGACAGGCGUCAAUCUCAUCAAGGAGCUGGUGGAAGACUUCAUUUUCCCAGCCAGCAAGUUGAUGCUUCACCUACAGAGGACAGGGGAGCUGAUACCUGACCAGGCUGUGGCUGUGUGUUCCACUCCGCAGACUCUCAACUCUGCGUUUGAACUGCUUGUGUCACUCUGCGUAGGCUGCGUACCCAACAUGAAGCUACUCACCACCAUGCUCACGGACAUGUUCUACUCAGAGAGAGACGAGCCGUUGAUGGACUGGGACUACCUGCCUCCUGUGGGACCUCGGCCACACAAGGGGUUUGUAGGGUUGAAGAAUGCUGGGGCGACUUGUUACAUGAACUCUGUACUACAGCAGCUCUACAUGGUGGAGAGUAUCAGGGUGGGUCUGCUGGCGGCUGAGGGGGCAGCUACGGACCUCAGUGAGGACUUCAGUGGCGACGAGCGGCCUGACACUGAGUUUGUGCAGUCACAUUGUGAGAUGGAAGAGAAGAGCAGUCUCGAGGAGUCCAGGAAGGAGUACAACAUCGGCAUACUGAAGCAGGUGCAGGCAAUAUUUGGUCAUCUGGCAUAUAGCAAACUACAGUACUAUGUGCCCCGGGGACUCUGGAAACAUUUCAAGCUUCAAGGAGAGCCUGUGAACCUGAGAGAGCAGCAAGAUGCUGUAGAGUUCUUUAUGGCUCUAGUAGAGAGUCUAGACGAAGCACUCAAGGCUCUGACACAGGAGCAGAUCAUGGGCAAGGUGCUAGGGGGCUCGUACUCUGACCAGAAGAUAUGUAAAGGUUGUCCCCACAGGUAUUCUAAAGAAGAGCCGUUUAGUGUAAUAAGUGUAGAUAUUCGUAACCAUUCAAAUCUUGUUGAUUCGUUAGAACAGUAUGUUAAGGGCGAACUCCUAGAGGGCGCAGACGCUUACCAUUGUGAUAAAUGUAAUAAAAAAGUAGUUACUGUAAAAAGGUUAUGUGUUAAGAAGCUUCCUCCAAUACUUGCAAUCCAGCUGAAGCGUUUUGAGUAUGACUUUGAACGUGUCUGUGCCAUUAAGUUUAAUGAUUACUUUGAGUUUCCAAGACUGUUAGAUAUGGAGCCUUAUACAGUGUCAGGACUGGCUAAGCUAGAAGGGGAGAUGAUAGACUGUGACUACAACACCAAGGAGGUUUGCACCAAGUACCAGCUCAGUGGUAUUGUAGUACACAGUGGUCAGGCCAGCGGUGGUCACUACUACUCGUACAUCCUCCACAGACAAGGCGAUGGGUCUGCCAGGUGGUACAAGUUUGAUGAUGGUGAGGUGACAGAAUGCAAGAUGGACGAUGAAGAAGAAAUGAAAACACAAUGUUUUGGAGGGGAUUACAUGGGAGAGGUUUUUGACCACAUGCUCAAGAGGAUGAGUUACCGUAGACAGAAGAGGUGGUGGAACGCCUACAUGCUGUUUUACACUCGGCUUGAUGUCGAAGAGAGUGUUCUAGUCAAAGGAAUUAAUCAGCUCUCUCUUUCUGACACCAAGUUGGGUGUGAUGAAGAUGCCGGCUGCCAUAGAACGGAGUGUGAGGCGGCAAAACAUCAAGUUCAUGCACAAUCGCAACCAGUUCUCUGUGGAGUACUUCCAGUUCAUCCGCAAACUGGCGUCGUGCAACAUCCCUCCUCCCAACAGGCAACACAAUGCGGAUAAGUUUAGUCAAGAGGCUGAAGAGUUGUCUAUGCUGAGUGUUCAGCUGGCCAGCAAGUUCCUGUUCCACACGGGGUUCCAUACCAAGAAGACGCUGAGGGGGAAUGCAACGGACUGGUACGAUGUGCUCAACUACCAUUUGCGCUCGUUCAAGUCUGUCCGCUCCUGGUUUGCCCACAACGCCCUCUUCAAACACUCCCACAGGUUUUGUGAGUACUUACUGAGCUGUCCAAGCGCAGAAGUAAGGUCAGCGUUCAUGAAAAUCAUCGUUCACCUGGCACACUUCUCCCUACAAGAUGGCCCAUGCCCUCCGCCUAUGCUCAAUGCUCCUACAAUACUGCUGGACCGCAAGGCCACGAUGAGUGAUCAUCUGUUGAUGGCAGUCAUGUCCCUGCUACACAAGGAGGUGUCUGAGCAUGGAAGGCACUUACCUCACUACUUCUCUCUGUUCCACACCUACGCUUGUCUUGGCAUCGCAGAGAGGACACAGCUGCUCAAGCUAAACGUGCCGUCGACGUUCAUGUUGGUAGCACUAGACGAAGGCCCAGGACCCAUCAUCAAGUACCAGUACCCUGAGUUGACCAAGCUGCACAUGGUGGUGUCUCUGUUGAUAAGAUGCUGUGACGUCUCCUCCCGCAUGCAGUCCUCACAAGCGAACACUAUGCCACUAACAAACCCCUACAAGGACCCUUCAUGCCCCGACUACAUAAUGCCUAUCCAGCAACCUGCUGCUGACAUACUGUUCAACAGAUCCAGUUACAUCAAGAAGGUGAUAGAGGACGCGGCGCUGAUGGAUGAAGGGUUGAAGCUGCUUCAGUUUUGUUGCUGGGAGAAUCCUCACCUUUCACGCAUCUGUCUCAGUGAGCUACUGUGGCAGAUAGCAUAUGCGUACUGUCACGAGCUGCGCCACUACAUGGACCUGCUGCUGGGCAUGUUGCUCAUGGAAGACUCUUGGCAGUCACAUCGGAUACACAACGCCCUCAAAGGUAUGGUAGACGAGAGGGACGGACUGUUUGACAUCAUCCAGCGUGCCAAGAACCACUACCAGAAGCGAGCCUACCAGUGUAUCAAGUGUCUAGUGACGUUGUUCACCAAGUGUCCGGCCGCUCACAAUAUGGUUACCUCAGUGCCAGAGUUACGCCGCAAGUGGCAUGUCUCUGUAGAGUGGCUUCAGGACGAAUUAGAAAGGCAGAGGCCGUAUGUAAGCAACAGCUACAACACUGCGUGGUCGCCUCCUGCACAGAGCAAUGAGACGGCCAACGGUUACUUCCUAGAGCGCUCCAACAGUGCUCGCAAGACUCUGGAGCUGGCUUGUGAGUUGGUGCCUGAGGAAGUCACCAAUCCACAGCAACUGGAGCCAGAGGUGGAAGUGGAGGACAACACAGAGGACCCUGAGAGUUGUCCUGAGGAGCCAGUCUCGCCCUCCGGGACAGACGGCCGCAGAGAGCACAGGAGAAGGAGGACAUUCAACAAGGAGGGAAGGAAGUAUUACAACAAGUACAUGACAGACGAGACAGGCGCUGUUAGCAUACGAGAGGAGACUGAGCCACUGACCACGGUAGUGUCAGACGUGGCUAACUGUGAACAAAAGUUUAACUGAGUGGACGAGCAAGACACAGAAGCCAGUGAUUGUGUACAGACUCACUUGUAAACUACUGUACUAUCAUUGUUAUCAUAUUCUUUAUUGCCUUUGUUCGAUGGUGCCCACUGACAACGGUUUCUUUUGUAAACAUAUAUAUAAUAUAUAUAUAUUGAGAAUCGCCUCGUUUAUAAAUAUUUAUAUAGUUUUUAUUAUUUAAAGCUAUCACUCCUAGCAUAUUUAUUAUGCCCACUAUUAUUAUUAUAGACUACCUUGUGUGUUUGUUUUCCUUUUUUUGGAAUUGUCUUUCAACACGUAUUAAUGAGAGAUUUUUUUAACAAAGCUAGAUGAAUAUUUAUAUGAUGAAAGCCUUUUUGUAUGCCUAGCGAAUGAGAAUGUAAAUUGUCGGAUAGUAGGCUAAGAAUAUAUUAAUGACUACGGCAUCACUGUACAAUAAAUUGUAUUCGUUUUUAUUUCUAUUUUGUACUUUUAUUGUCGAUCGAUAAAUAUUGUAAAUUUUUAGGUGCCUGUGAUAGUACGAGGUGACGAUUUUGUUGAUUUUAAUUCUGUACAUUCUAGCUUUGAUACACUUAGCUUUGAUAUCCGAUGCCACCAAAUGUUAGGACUAUUAUUGUUUUGUUAUGACGAACGUAAGACAGUUAAUGUCUGGGUAUUAAAAUACUGUGUAAAGUUAUUGAAACAUUCAUAAUAAAUUAAGGUACAUA
Molecule: messenger RNA, 8567 nt
Organism: Macrosteles quadrilineatus (aster leafhopper)
Lineage: Eukaryota; Metazoa; Arthropoda; Insecta; Hemiptera; Cicadellidae
Product: probable ubiquitin carboxyl-terminal hydrolase FAF-X
Exons: 50
Coding region: 220-7863 (2547 amino acids)
Biological process (GO): protein deubiquitination; cell migration
Cellular component (GO): cytosol; nucleus
Molecular function (GO): cysteine-type endopeptidase activity; cysteine-type deubiquitinase activity
Source: RefSeq, a predicted model, not a curated record